Messenger RNA from Staurois parvus, 406 nucleotides. The record is from the annotation of a GenBank genome assembly. NCBI's taxonomy places the organism in Eukaryota, Metazoa, Chordata, Amphibia, Anura, Ranidae.
CCCCUCCAAAUCAUUGGAUUCAGGUGUUCCAAUCACUUCCAUGGACACAGGUGUAUAAAAUCAAGCAUCUAGGCAUGCAGACUGCUUCUACAAACAUUUGUGAAAGAAUGGGUCGCUCUCAGGAGCUCAGUGAAUUCAAGCGUAGUACCGUGAUAGGUUGCCACCUGUGCAAUAAGUUCAUCCGUGAAAUUUCCUUGCUACUAAAUAUUCCACGUUCAACUGUUAGUGGUAUUAUAACAAAGUGGGAACAACAGCAACUCAGCCCACCAGCGGACUCUAGAGUAGUGGAGACGUGUUCUCUGGAGUGACGAAUCACGCUUCUUUGUCUGGUAAUCCGAUGGACGUGUCUGGGUUUGGCGGUUGCCAGGAGAACGGUACUUGCUUGACUGCAUUGUGCCAAAUGUAA